Nilaparvata lugens (brown planthopper) is the source of this 2211-nucleotide messenger RNA. It is a transcript of the gene Gmppa, whose product is annotated as mannose-1-phosphate guanyltransferase alpha-A. The coding region runs from base 257 to 1525 and encodes 422 amino acids. Gene Ontology annotation, biological process: biosynthetic process. Lineage: Eukaryota; Metazoa; Arthropoda; Insecta; Hemiptera; Delphacidae. The record is from RefSeq and is a predicted model, not a curated record. Gene Ontology annotation, cellular component: cytoplasm. The transcript is spliced from 7 exons.
GGUGCUGUCUGAGACAGAGUGGUUUGUGAGAAAUGAAAGUAUUUUUGAAAUCGCGAGAACAUCUGUUUUAUAAUAAUAAUCAGCUGUCUGUAAGCGAAAACAACAUCAAAUAUUAGCAAAUUGGUUGAAAAAAUUGUAUGAUGACAAUAAUUAUAGUUAUUUGAAAUGAGAUGAAGUGUCUUGCAUAAUAAAUUUGACGUGGCUAACGCUGGAAAGUUUCAAUGAAGAGAAUCUAACUCAAAAUAUUAAUUCCAAAAUGUUGAAAGCUGUGAUACUUGUUGGUGGCCCUUCGAAAGGUACUCGUUUCAGGCCCUUGUCACUUGACAUUCCAAAACCACUGUUUCCGGUGGCCGGGCUGCCUAUCAUACAACACCACAUACGAGCUUGUGUCAGUGUCAAGGGUUUAAAAGAGAUUCUUCUUAUCGGUUACUAUCCAGCUAAAGACUUACAGGAAUUCAUCCAAAGUAUGAUUCAGGAAUACAAAAUCAAUAUAAGGUACCUCCAAGAAUUUAUGGCUCUAGGCACGGCAGGUGGAAUGUACCAUUUCAGAGAUCAAAUCAGGAGCGGAAAUCCAGAAGCAUUCUUUGUAAUGAAUGGGGAUGUGUGUGCUGAUUUCCCAUUGGUUGAGAUGCUGUCUUUUCACAAAUGUCGACCACAGAAUGCACUUAUAACUGUGAUGGCGACUGAAGCCACCAGGCAACAAGCAUGCAACUAUGGUUGCAUUGUAAUGGAUAAAGAGACACAUGAAAUAACACACUAUGUCGAGAAGCCAUCCACAUUCGUUUCGACCCUGGUUAAUUGCGGUGUCUACGUUUUCUCCCUGGAAAUUUUUCAAAUAAUGGCUGAAAUCUUCAACCGGAAAAACCAAGAAUAUUACAAUUGUGAGGAAGUGAUGAACGGGAGCGCCGAAGAGUCAGGCCGUAUACGACUAGAGCAAGAGGUUCUCGGCCCGCUGGCGGCAACGGGACGCGCCUUCGUCAUGCAUACGACAAAAUGGUGGUCGCAGCUGAAAACCGCAGGUGCUGCCAUCUAUGCCAACAGGCAUUAUCUACAGCUGUACAAGUCCCUCAACCCCGAACUCUUGAAGACUGACACUCAAGCAACCACUCUGCCGGAUGUUUAUAUACAUCCAACUGCUGACGUGCAUUCUACCGCUGUGUUGGGCCCGAAUGUUAGCAUCGCAGCAAAUGCCGUGAUUGGUCCAGGGGCCCGCAUCAAAGAGUCUAUUGUGUUGGAGGCUGCAGUCAUUGGUGACCAUAGUCUUGUGCUUCAUAGCAUCAUUGGACGCAGAUCGCAGAUUGGUGCCUGGUCCAGGGUCGAGGGCACGCCCAAUGAUCCCAAUCCCAACAAGCCUUUCGCCAAAAUGGACAACUCUCCUCUGUUCAACAAAUUGGGUAGACUCAACCCGUCAAUCACGAUCGUUGGCUGCAGUGUUACAGUGCCAGAUGAGAUUGUAUUGCUCAACUCUAUUGUUCUUCCCUACAAAGAGCUUACAAGAAGUUUCAAAAAUGAAAUAAUUCUAUGAAAAAUGUUUGAACAUAUAAAUGUUCCAAGAGCUGCUGUUCUCAUAGAACUAUUAUCGAAAAAGUAGACUUCUCUGGAGUGAAGGAAAGACUGCAUUUAUAGGAAAAUGGUUCAAGGAAAUCUCAAGUUCAAUGAAAUGGUAUGUUGUGGACAAUAAUAUGGAAUACUUGAAAUAAUUUGAUCAAGAUUGAUUAACACUUUUGUAAUAUUAUUUUGAACAAUUUUAUCAUUAUUGAGCGGAACAUUUGUGUUAAUUCUUCAAAUAAGAACAUUCUGUGAUUUGAUUAAAAAUGUUUAUUCCUCACAACUAACACGAAAAGUCCAAAAUAUGUCAAUAUAUAGGAGGAUAGUAUUUAAUGUGUACUUCAAAAUCUCCAUUCAUCAACAAUUAUUAUAUGUGGGGAUCUUUUUGCUCAGGCCUCAGUUAUUCUUACUCUACAAAAUUGAAAUAUUACAUAAAAAAAUUAUGUGGAGCAACCUUCAACUUGACUUUUUAUGUUAAUUAUGUGAUAUAUUCCAAUAAAUUUGAAAUUUUGAUCUUUGAAUUUGGUCAAUUUAUGGAGGUGAUCUUUUGUUCUUCUUUCCUACUAUAGUAAUUCGAAUUUCUACUUGAUGUGAAUUUAUAAGAAGUUGUUUUCAAAGUAUAAAUGAAUAUUUUCUGUUCAAUAAAGCGCUUCACCUCUUGAA